Molecule: messenger RNA, 1638 nt
Organism: Humulus lupulus (European hop)
Lineage: Eukaryota; Viridiplantae; Streptophyta; Magnoliopsida; Rosales; Cannabaceae
Product: phosphoglycerate kinase 3, cytosolic
Exons: 6
Coding region: 165-1370 (401 amino acids)
Biological process (GO): glycolytic process; gluconeogenesis
Cellular component (GO): cytosol
Molecular function (GO): ADP binding; phosphoglycerate kinase activity; ATP binding
Source: RefSeq, a predicted model, not a curated record
ACCACCUCUGUCUCACUCGCACGGUUCACACGUGACUGGAGGAGAACACUCCGCCUCUAUAUAUUAUUCUCGAACUUUCCCACUCCUUGUUGUCCUCGUUUGAUCUCACUCUAACCAAGCAUUACUUUUCGAAGCUUUUAUCUCCAUCUCUGUAUUCGGUUACCAUGGCCACCAAGAGGAGCGUCGGAACUCUCAAGGAGACUGAGUUGAAGGGAAAGAGGGUUUUUGUGAGGGUUGAUCUGAAUGUUCCAUUGGAUGACAAUUUGAACAUCACCGAUGACACCAGAGUCCGCGCCGCUGUCCCCACUAUCCAGUAUUUGAUGGGCUAUGGUGCUAAAGUUAUUCUCUGCAGUCACUUGGGUCGCCCAAAGGGUGUCACACCCAAGUACAGUCUAAAGCCCCUUGUCCCAAGGCUUUCUGAGCUUCUGGGCUAUGAUGUUAAGAUGGCAAAUGAUUCUGUUGGCGAGGAAGUUGAGAAGUUGAUUGCUGAGACUCCAGAGGGAGGAGUUGUGCUUCUCGAGAAUGUCAGGUUCUACAAGGAAGAAGAGAAGAAUGACCCCGAGUUUGCCAAGAAGCUAGCAUCACUUGCAGAUGUCUACGUGAACGAUGCAUUCGGUACUGCCCACAGGGCUCAUGCAUCCACUGAGGGUGUGGCCAAGUACUUGAAGCCUUCUGUUGCUGGAUUCCUUAUGCAGAAGGAACUUGAUUAUCUUGUUGGAGCUGUGGCCAAUCCCAAGAGGCCAUUUGCUGCCAUUGUUGGGGGUGCAAAGGUGUCAUCAAAGAUUGGAGUAAUAGAGUCCUUGUUGGGGAAAGUAAACCUUCUCUUCUUGGGUGGAGGGAUGAUCUUUACCUUUUACAAGGCCCAGGGUUAUACGGUUGGAUCAUCACUAGUAGAGGAAGACAAGUUGGAGUUGGCUUCUUCACUUAUGGAAAAGGCCAAGUCUAAAGGUGUAACUAUUCUUCUCCCAACAGACGUGGUCAUCGCAGACAAGUUCUCUCCUGAUGCUAACAGCAAGAUUGUGCCAGCGUCGAGCAUCCCCGAUGGGUGGAUGGGAUUGGACAUUGGCCCAGACUCCAUCAAAACAUUCAGUGACGCUCUUGACACCACUCAAACCGUAAUUUGGAACGGUCCUAUGGGAGUCUUUGAGUUCGAGAAGUUUGCUGCUGGAACGGAGGCUGUAGCCAAGAAGCUAGCCGAGCUCAGCGGUAAGGGAGUGAAAACCAUCAUUGGAGGAGGUGAUUCAGUUGCAGCAGUGGAGAAGGUUGGCCUUGCUGACAAGAUGAGCCACAUCUCAACCGGUGGUGGUGCCAGUUUAGAGCUUCUUGAAGGGAAGCCACUCCCUGGAGUUCUUGCUCUUGACGACGCUUAAGCCUUUUUUGUUCAUUCCCUCAGUCUUCUCUUUUGCAAAAUUUAUGCCCGUUACAAUGGUUGGUUUUUCAACCAGAGGAUGAUGACCUCUGAUAGAGCUUUGAUCCUGUAGAGCCGUAUAGCCAUUAGAUCAGAAUAAGUGCUUUUCUCAUGGUGAUUAUUUAUAUUUUUCAUCCAUGAAAACAUUGCUUUUGGAGGAAUGUAUCUUUUUGGAACCAUGUUUUCAACCAAACCAUCUUCAAUUGAUGAGUGUGUUUUUAGCUCUUUAA